This is a messenger RNA of Carcharodon carcharias (great white shark), 432 nucleotides long. RefSeq names its product late histone H2B.L4-like. Lineage: Eukaryota; Metazoa; Chordata; Chondrichthyes; Lamniformes; Lamnidae. Bases 1 to 432 code for a protein of 143 amino acids. The record is from RefSeq and is a predicted model, not a curated record. The transcript is spliced from 2 exons. Gene Ontology annotation, molecular function: protein heterodimerization activity; DNA binding; structural constituent of chromatin. Gene Ontology annotation, cellular component: nucleosome.
AUGGAGGAAGAAGCUGUAGACGCAGAUGCUCUGUCUGCACACGAUGAGUCUAGUAGUGAGUCUGAGGACGAGCACACUCAAGAGAACACUGAGGAGGCAUUGAAGCAGUCGCUGACUAAAGUCACCAAGAAGUCACCCAAGAAGCAGAGGAAAUCUCACAAGCAGAGCUAUCCCAAGUACAGGGUGUUGAUCCAGAUCCACUCUUCCACCAGAAUCUCGUUUAAGGCCAUGAGUAUUAUGAACUCCUUUGUUGUUGACAUUUUCGAGCCCAUCACCUCUGAUGCCUCACAUCUCAAUAGCUACAACAAGCGCCAAACCAUCUCGGCCAGGGAGAUCCAGAGCACCAUCCACCUCAUGCUGCCAGGGGAACUGACCAAACACAUCGUCUCCGAAGGCACAAAAGCGGUCACCAAAUACAUCAACUCCGUUUAG